This is a messenger RNA of Geodia barretti, 857 nucleotides long. Lineage: Eukaryota; Metazoa; Porifera; Demospongiae; Tetractinellida; Geodiidae. The record is from the annotation of a GenBank genome assembly.
AAAAUCAAUUUGCAAUGAGCCUGAUCUAUCUACUUUUAGUGUUUUGUGUCUUCUGCUCUUUGUUAGAGCUUGUUCAUUCUCAGAGUUUCCCUUACGUUUCAUUCCUGGGAGAAACUCUAGCCAACCAUUCUUACGUGAACCUUAGUCUAGUAGGAAGUAGUGAGAUUGACAGUGUGAGGUGCCACACUGACCUGUCAACAUGUUGCAGUGCUAGUGAAGGUGUUCAUCGUGGAGACUGGUACUUUCCUGAUGGAGCUAGACUACCAUUCUUUGGUGAUGGAGAUGUAUAUGAGUAUCAUGAAGCCAGAAGAGUUGAUCUCCGUAGUGUAACCUCUGCUAGCUCACCUGCUGGUAUGUAUCGCUGUGAUAUCCCAACUAAUGCUGUUCAUGAUGAUACUGACAUCUCUGUGAGGGAAACUGUCUAUGUUGGGCUAUUCCCCAGUGAAGGAGGCAAGAUGCACACACCAGUCCUGCCACCAGUAUUUUUCAUAGCUCUUGUUAUUCUAAUUAGGUGAAUUAUCUCUUGUCUUGAAUAUGAGCGACAUCAUGAAUGGUCACUUCACCAUCACCUGCAUCUCCUCUGGUGGACCUGCUACUAAUGUUACUUGGACCAGAGACUCUGUCGCUGUCAAUGAAGGAACUGAAACUGUGUUAGAUGAUCCUGUGCUAUCACAGUACACCCACACACUGAGUGGGAAUACUGCGGGAGUGUAUGCAUGCACUGUAUCAAAUAACAAGCCAUCUACUGUUUCAGCAAGCAUAACAGUGGCAGGUGUUCCAUGUCUAACUGGAACAACUGGCAUUGACUGUUCAAAUGCGGUCGAUUGUGGUACAAUUGAACCCCCGGUAAACGGAAC